Girardinichthys multiradiatus is the source of this 3038-nucleotide messenger RNA. It is a transcript of the gene zbtb45, whose product is annotated as zinc finger and BTB domain containing 45. Gene Ontology annotation, biological process: regulation of cytokine production; regulation of immune system process; negative regulation of transcription by RNA polymerase II. Bases 758 to 2812 code for a protein of 684 amino acids. The transcript is spliced from 6 exons. The record is from RefSeq and is a predicted model, not a curated record. NCBI's taxonomy places the organism in Eukaryota, Metazoa, Chordata, Actinopteri, Cyprinodontiformes, Goodeidae. Gene Ontology annotation, molecular function: protein binding.
UAGAUUUUUAGCACGUCGAACAAAUUUCCGUGACAGAACUAUACGGCUAAUGUCAACAGCUAACGCUAGCUUAUGUUAGCCCGUUACCGAUAACCUGUUUGCUCAGUCCUGGUGCUGACUUUGCCAGUUAUUAAUACCUCUGACAGACAAGACCUCCUCAAACUGCAUUAAUUACGGGUUGUCAUUUGUUACAAACUACUACCUCACUCCUCAAGCCUUCUUUUGCAGAGCUAACAUUCGAAUGUUUCCCGUGCAUUUUGGCACCGGCCACCCGCUGUGCGGAACGGCCAAGUAUGUUGACCCUUAGAGCCGCCGGACUCUCGCAAAGCACGUGGUGUCAUUUGUCCGAAACAGGUGUUCGCGAGGAUGCACGCGACUAAUUUGAUGAUUAACCCAUAGCUGCACAGGUGUUAACCUCUUUCACCUUCAGGUGCAUCUGCAGUAAUCUGCCAGAAAAUGAGACAAAUCAGUGUACGCAAUAUUUUCCAGAUGCAGUGAAGCUGUUUGGGACAACCACCGGACAGUGCUGCCACCCUUCACAUUAACAGUCAGCUCCUCCUCCUACACAUAAACACAGAAGCAGUUUGAAAGCCUCCAUCAAACUCAUGACGUUUUGAGCCGAAGUGGCCGCACUGUGGCCUGUAUACCGCUGUUUCCCUCUCUGUCCUCCUCAUACCUCAAACUGACGCAAAACCCAAGGCACCUAACCCCCCUCCCCCACCCCCACCCCGUCCCAAGCAAUUCUCCACCCCCCGCCAUGGUGUCCGGCACAGAGACCGUGCACUAUAUUCAUCUGCACAACUCCAGCCAGUCAGUGCUGGAGGCCCUGCGAACACAGCGGCGUGAGGGCCUCUUCUGUGAUGUGACCGUUCGGAUACAUGAUGCCUCCCUGAGAGCCCAUGCCUGUGUCCUGGCAGCCGGCAGCCCUUUUUUUCAGGACAAGCUUCUGCUGGGUCACUCUGAGAUAUCCGUGCCGCCACUGGUGCCCGCGGAAACUGUGAAGCAGCUUGUUGAUUUCAUGUACAGUGGCUCCCUGGUGGUUCUGCAGUCGCAGGCCCUCUGCAUCCUAACAGCUGCCAGCAUCUUGCAGAUCAAGACGGUCAUUGAUGAGUGUACCCAGAUCAUCUCUCAGAGGAAGGCGGCGGCAGAGGCGGCGAGUGCAGCAGCAGCCGCAGCAGCAGCCGCAGCAGCAGCUGCAGGAACAGGAGUUGGAGGGGGGAUGCUUGGAGGAGUUCACCCAAAACAAGAAGAACGUGGUAUGGGCAAGGGUAGAGAGACCGGCAACAGUGGGAGCUGCUCUGUUAGUAGUUCGGGUGGGGUUGGAGGUUUCGCAAACUUCUCUAAUUUCAUGACAGAAUGUGGGGCUAGUAACAUGGGUGGGGGGUUAGUUGGUACCAGUGUUAGUGUCAGUGAGAGUGGCCCAGGUGCCAUGGAUCAAAGUAGCACUAUUAGUCUGAUGGCGUUGGGGGACAUGGUGCCCGGCUCCAUAUGUGGCGAUGACGGGAUGGCCCCAGGCACUGGUCCAGUCCUCAUGAAGCAGACCUCCAGUUGUACUCAGGAUGUAAGGUACAAGCUCCGAGACCUGUUGGCACAAACUGCCAAUGGAGCCAGCACUAGUAGCACUGGAAACCUCUCGGCCGGCUGCAGCUCUGGUGUGGGCAGCGUUGACAGCGUCAGCAGGGACAGCCUCCGUGGCAACACAACUGACCUCUCCGAUGACCUUGUAGGGAUGGACAGAUACAGCGAAGAGGAGGACUUGGACGGUAGAGAGCGGGGAAGAGAUGGAGACAGAGACAGGGGGGCGAGCCACAGCCGCAAGCAGAGGCAGCCGCUAAGACUCCAGGUGCUGGGAGGAGAGGGAGUGGUGGUUAAAGAUGAAGGUGUGCAGGACUCCGAUGGGACCAUCUAUUCCUUGGAGGAUGGGAGACGAGACCAAGAGCCAGAGGGUGGCCAGGACUCCAUGGCCAGCUUUGGGCAGGAUUUCUAUGAUGAACACGGAGUCUUCUCAGAGAGUUUCUGGCCUCAGAGUGAACCUCCUCAAGCCAUGGCUUUUAACCCCAGAGGAAGGGUCAACAAGCCGCUGACUCCACCUCCAUCCUCGCAGUCUAUUAACAACCAGCUUCUUUUCCAGUACCCAGUGAGCCACUCACAGCCUCCUCCAUUCUAUGUGGGAGGAACCAUGGGAGGGAUUGACAGCAUGGCGGGAACAGAGCCCUCACAGCAGGCUCCUCCCCCAGCACCAAUGACCCCUGUCCCCACUUCUUCAGCAUCCUCCUGUUCAGCAGGGCCUUCUCCUUCCUCCCAGGGAUCUGAGACCUCGUUUGACUGCACACACUGUGGCAAAUCUUUACGUUCCAGGAAGAACUACAGCAAGCACAUGUUUAUCCACUCGGGUCAAAAACCUCAUCAGUGCUCCAUCUGCUGGCGCUCCUUCUCCCUGCGGGACUACCUCCUCAAACACAUGGUAGUGCAUACUGGUGUUAGGGCCUUCCAGUGCACUAUGUGCGGCAAGCGCUUCACACAGAAAAGUUCCCUCAACGUGCACAUGCGCACUCACCGUGCCGAGCGCACCUUCCAGUGCAAUGUUUGCCACCGGGCAUUCACCCACCGCACCUUGCUGGAGCGUCAUGCCUUGCAGCAUGCCCACCACACCCCCCAGACCCUAGGGCCAGGUCAGGGGCGCGGAGCCGACAUGACCUCACCUACCAAGCACAGUCCUCCUGGUAUGGGAGGAACCUCAGGUCUGGCUGGCACAGCCGCUAUGGUUGGCAGCAUGCCUAGCAUGCCCAGCCAUGGAGCUGCCUCCACCUAAAUAUAGGAGGAAAAGAGAGAAAGGGAAAUUCAGGGGAGAAGAGGACGGGGUUAGUUAGCUCAUUCCUCAAAACCAACACUUAACACUUGUAAUUGUUUUUUUUUAUUUGAUGGUAAUAGCGCUUACAAGGUUGCCUGUCUUAUUGUAUUAGCUUCAGUCAGGGUUUCAGGGUUUGGAAGAAAAAGAUGUUCCGUUCCAGAAAGCUGUAUUAAAAGUUGUAGCCUGA